Messenger RNA from Brassica oleracea var. oleracea, 1422 nucleotides. RefSeq lists its product as uncharacterized. The transcript is spliced from 5 exons. The coding region runs from base 1 to 1422 and encodes 473 amino acids. The record is from RefSeq and is a predicted model, not a curated record. Lineage: Eukaryota; Viridiplantae; Streptophyta; Magnoliopsida; Brassicales; Brassicaceae.
AUGGCGACUGAAGAAGAAGCUGAUGAGUACAAUAUUUCUGAAGUUGAUUGGGGUGAAGAACCGGGAUACUCAUGGGAAGAUCAAAACUAUGGAGAUGGCUCUGAAGAAAACGACCAGUGUAGAGAGUCAUGGACUGAAGAUGGACAUGGGGAAGAACCAUGUCGUAGGGAGCUUGAUUCCAAGCCACCAGACUACUACACGAGCCAUACCAUCAACAAGAGCUAUUCUAAACCUUGGAUAAAAUUUACGGAUACAUUUUAUGACAAUAUCCCAAGAGAUUUAACUAAAACACUUGUGUCUUUUUCAGGAAAAGAGAACUAUUCCAGAUGGGAAGAAGGCAUGGAAAAUUACUUUUGGGAGUACAGAGUUCCUGAACACAAGAAGCUGUCCAUAGCAUUAGACGCCCUUGUUGGAGAAGCUUACCAAUGGUGGCUUCAAGAGGAGAAAUGCCGAAUCCACUUCAAGGAACCAACUCCAGAUUGGGAAUAUGUCAAAGGGCUGAUGUAUGAGCACUUCGAGAUGAAGAGAAUACCCCCAAGGGCCUGUCCAAAACCUUUGGUUAAACUGAAACCGAAAAAGCUACAUGAGCAUAAGGAAGAAGUGAAGACCCUAGAAACUAUCUUCAGUGGGAAGAGGACACGGAAAAGUACUUCAAGUGCAACUCCAUUCCAAAGGAAUGUUGAUGAAGGUCUAGGUAAGGAGGAGCCACGUCCGGAAGCUCACCAACCUGAAGUGUAUGAGCAAUAUACCAUAGAGACUUUCUCACCAGCCGAUCAUGCUUUAAAGAUGACAAAAACCAAAGCUGAGUCAAUGCAAGAUGCUAUGAGUGAUAACAGAGUAAGUAUAGGUACAAUGGAGAAGAAUCCAGCACCAAACUCAAAAUCUUACACCCAAAGAGUGGUAAAUGGAGAAACCAAGAGUGAAACAGGAUAUUUCACAAAGGAAACCACGCUCCUGCUAAGGAAAAACAUAGACCGACUAUGUAGAGGGGACAUAGCUUCACUACUGAUCAAAGAAAAAACACCAGGUGGACAUUGCAUCACAAAACCGUCCAUAUACCAAGAUAAAUUGGUUUUUAGGACAAAACCUUUUGAAGAGGGAGGGAAUGAUGAAGACCUCAAGUCAGUAGCUGGACCACCAGCUCAUAAGAUCAACCAUACAAGCUACAUUGGAGCCAGCAGUGACAUAGGUGCAUCCAAAGAAGGAUAUCUUUGCGACCAUGAGGAUUUUGGCCGUGAAACCACUUCCUAUAGAUUCUCAACUCAACCAGAGCAUGCGGCGAAUUGGUUUCACACCAAAAGGAGUAGUGGUUUAGGAGAUACACCAUUUACAAGUCAGGUUGCCUACACUGCAUCCGAACUGGUUCUAUUCAAGGAAAGUAAUUCUUUGCUUAAGGAGUGUGCAACUCAAACUCACGUGUGA